GGCAGGGAAUUACUGCCGGGUAGGAGUUCGCGGAAGGGCGCCGUCCUGCUGGAGCGGGAGGCCAGGCCAAGCCAAGCCUUCCCCAGGCUGCAGCUCCGAUACACCGAAGUGUGUCCGCCCGCUACGCGCGGUACCAGGAUGCGUGGCCAUCUCCAACCUCCGGCUCCGACACCUUGCCCAGGCAGGGUCUGCGCCCCCACCGCCUCCAGCCCACGCGCGCAGGGGGCGCGCACGUGGUGACCUGCCUGGGGCCGGGUUCCCGGCUCCGGCUCCUCCUCCCUCCGGCUCCUGCUCGGCUUUCUGCAGCAUCACGUGCAGCCGCGCUGGGUGCAGGAUGGCGGCGGCGGCGGCGGCAGCCGCGCCGGGUGUCAGGCUCUGGGACUGCUGCAGCCAGGGCGCUGUGCUUCUGCUCUUCUUUUCCCUGUCUCCUCGGCCCCCGGCCGCCGCCGCCUGGCUGCUGGGCCUGCGGCCUGAGGACACUGCUGGAGGCCGCGUGUCCCUGGAGGGGGGCACCCUGCGCGCCGCCGAAGGCACCAGCUUCCUCCUGCGCGUUUAUUUCCAGCCCGGGCCCUCAGCGCCCGCCGCGCCGGUGCCCGCACCCACCCUCUCCCCGGGGGAGAACGGCACCGGCGACUGGGCUCCGAGGCUCGUGUUUAUCGAGGAGCCCCCGGGCGGGAGCGGCGUGGCGCCCAGUGCGGUCCCCACGCGGCCCCCGGGGCCGCAGCGCUGCCGGGAGCAGAGCGACUGGGCGUCGGACGUGGAAGUCCUGGGGCCCCUGCGCCCCGGGGGCGUGGCGGGCUCUGCCCUGGUCCAGGUGCGGGUGCGGGAGCUGCGCAAGGGCGAGGCGGAGCGGGGCGGCGCGGGCGGUGGCGGGAAGCUCUUCUCGCUGUGCGCCUGGGAUGGGCGCGCUUGGCACCACCACGGCGCCGCCGGCGGCUUCCUGCUGCGCGUCCGCCCGCGGCUCUACGGCCCGGGUGGGGACCUGCUGCCCCCCGCGUGGCUGCGGGCGCUCGGGGCGCUCCUGCUGCUGGCCCUGUCCGCCCUGUUCAGCGGCCUGCGCCUGAGCCUGCUCUCGCUGGACCCGGUGGAGUUACGGGUGCUGCGGAACAGCGGCUCGGCCGCCGAGCAGGAGCAGGCGCGCCGCGUGCAGGCCGUGCGCGGCAGGGGCACCCAUCUGCUCUGCACCCUGCUCCUGGGCCAAGCCGGAGCCAACGCGGCCCUGGCCGGCUGGCUGUACGCCUCGCUGCCGCCGGGCGUCGGGGGCACCGGGGAAGACUACAUCGAGGCGGGGAUUCACUUCCCGUGGCUGCCUGCGCUGGUGUGCACGGGCGCCGUGUUCCUGGGCGCCGAGAUCUGCCCCUACUCAGUGUGUUCGCGCCACGGGCUGGCCAUCGCGUCGCACAGCGUGUGCCUGACCCGGCUCCUGAUGGCGGCCGCCUUCCCCGUGUGCUACCCACUGGGUCGCCUGCUGGACUGGGCGCUGCGCCAGGAGAUCAGCACCUUCUACACGCGGGAGAAACUGCUGGAGACGCUACGGGCGGCGGACCCCUACAGCGACCUUGUGAAGGAGGAGCUCAACAUCAUCCAGGGCGCCCUGGAGCUGCGCACCAAGGUAGUGGAGGAGGUGCUGACCCCCCUCGGGGACUGCUUCAUGCUGCGCUCCGACGCGGUGCUUGACUUCGCCACCGUCUCCGAGAUCCUGCGCAGCGGCUACACUCGCAUCCCGGUCUAUGAGGGCGACCAGCGGCACAACAUUGUGGACAUUCUGUUUGUCAAGGACUUGGCCUUCGUGGACCCCGACGACUGCACCCCGCUUCUCACGGUCACGCGCUUCUACAACCGGCCCCUGCACUGCGUGUUCAACGAUACACGGCUGGACACGGUGCUGGAGGAGUUUAAGAAGGGAAAGUCUCACUUGGCCAUUGUCCAGCGGGUGAAUAAUGAGGGGGAAGGGGACCCCUUCUACGAGGUGAUGGGCAUUGUCACACUGGAGGACAUCAUAGAGGAGAUCAUCAAGUCCGAGAUCCUGGACGAAACUGACCUCUACACCGACAAUCGGAAGAAGCAGCGGGUCCCGCACCGGGAGAGGAAGCGGCAUGACUUCUCCUUGUUUAAGCUCUCCGACUCCGAGAUCAGGGUGAAGAUCUCACCCCAGCUCCUGCUGGCCACACACCGCUUCAUGGCCACAGAAGUAGAGCCCUUUAAGUCUCUGUACCUCUCGGAGAAGAUCCUGCUCCGGCUCCUGAAACAUCCCAACGUGAUCCAGGAGCUGAAGUUUGAUGAGAAGAACAAGAAGGCCCCAGAACACUACCUCUACCAGCGCAACCGCCCCGUGGACUACUUUGUGCUGCUUCUGCAGGGGAAAGUCGAGGUGGAGGUUGGAAAGGAAGGCCUUCGCUUCGAGAAUGGAGCCUUCACCUACUAUGGUGUCCCGGCCAUCAUGACCACUGCUUGCUCAGAUAAUGAUGUACGGAAGGCUGGAAGCCUGGCUGGAUCCUCUGUCUUUCUGAACCGGUCCCCUUCUCGCUGCAGCGGCUUGAAUCGCUCCGAGUCUCCGAGCCACGAGCGCAGCGACUUGGCGGGGAGCAACACGCAGCUGUACGGCGGCAGCAACAACCUGUACCUGCCCGACUACUCUGUCCACAUCCUCAGCGACGUGCAGUUCGUGAAGAUCACACGGCAGCAGUACCAGAAUGCACUCACCGCCUGCCACCUGGACAGCUCACCCCAGUCCCCCGACAUGGGCGCCUUCACUGACGGGGACUCCAGCAAGGCCCCCACGACCCGGGGCACGCCUCAGACCCCCAAGGAUGACCCUGCUGCCGUCUCACUCCUCAACCACAGGAGCAGCCUCCCGUGCAGCCGCUCGGACGGGCUGAGAAGCCCCGGCGAGGUGGUGUACCUGAGGAUGGAGGAGCUGGCUCUCACCCAGGAGGAGACAACCGACUUGGAGGAGCAGAGCACACAGCAGCUCUCGCUGUCUCCCGCAGCAGGUCCCACAGGAGCAGCGUCAGACAAUGAAUGUUGUAACAUCCACCUGGACACGGAGACCAGCCCUUGCAGUAGCGACUUCGAAGAAACCAUGGGCAAGAAGCUGCUGCGAACCUUGAGUGGUCGAAAAAGGAAGAGGUCUCCAGAUGGAGAGAGAAGCGCAGAGGAGAACUCCAACCUGACACCGCUGAUCACGUGAGCAGCACAGACAGAGUCGGCCGGGCGUGUGGGGCUCCAGAGCUUUGGGGAGAACCCGCCCUCCAGCACCUGCUCCCCGAGGCCCCCCCAGGUGACAGAGCAUUCUGCCUUUCUUCCGCCUCUCCAUCCCCAGCUGUCAGUGUGGCACAUUUUCCCUCGUUGCCUCCAACUUGACUCAGAGCCUUGCUGUGGCUGUAAUGGAAGGAAGUGCCUCAGAUGGAAAAUGCUAGCCCAGGCUGGGCCUGCAGAAGAGAUGACCCCCACCCAACAAUGCUGCUCUGGGACCCCUGAUGAUCUCUGGGCUUCCCCAUGUCCUGGAACUCACCACUCUGUCCUCCGGAGCAAAAGGACACCUUCCUGCCCCGCUGCACGCUCAGCUGAGCUCUGAGGUGCCCCUGGCAGACAGGCACACAGGCGGCUGCGGUAGCAGGUGUGAAGGUCAGUUCUGGGGAUGGACCAAGAACGCCAGGGCUGUGGGGCAGCGGGACGCAGCCAUACCGCACACACGAGACUCAUGUUCCAGCAUUCAGCACUGUCAGCGACCGGUUUCCUGUUAGACAAAGGCCCUGGCAGCCUGGAGAAGUGAGUCUCAGCUGAAUGGAAAGAACGGGAGGUGGAACGUUAAGUCACUGUUUUUCCCAGGGACACCAGUUUUGGCUCCCAACCCGCAGUCAUCAGUUGACUGCUCUGGAAGAGGAAGAGCAGGAAGUGGGAGCCAGAGAUGGAACUUCAGGUUUUAAGUAAAUAAUCAUGAAAAAGAAAAAAAAAAAAAAAUAUAUAUAUAUAUAUAUAUAUGUGACUGACAAAAGAUUCCAAGCUGUUUUAGCCAUGACAAACCAAAGAGUGCCCAGGUCAGCCAAGAAGGAUGCGUGCUCUCACGAGACUUCAGUGUGCAUCACACGGGAACGUUGAAGAGUCCUUCUUCUGUCUCACCCACUACCCCCAGCCCUUACUGCACUGCAGCGGGUUAGCUUAGUGUGCUUUAUUCCAAGGACUCAUAAUAAAUCCCUGGUUUUCUCCUGUACCUUAGGACAGGUGUAAUUCCAGAGAUAACCACCAGAUGGCAGAAGGACUGCACAUACGUGCCUCCAGGAAGGAACGCUCUCAGAUCAAGAACCACAGGGGGCCUUAGGGAAAACUUGAAAGUGAGUGGGGUUUCCGUUUGGGACACCAGUCUCCACCCCCUUGAUGCCCUCAGUCAGGUACUCAGUGCUCCCGUGCUGCCUGCUGAAUCCCAAGCCAUUCCCAGAUUUCCCUAUCCAGGCUUCCCUCCGUCACUCCCACCUCCCGCAGCCACUCAGUCAGAAAUCAGAUGGCAAAGGGACUGGUCAUUCCUCUGGGUUAUUUGCAUCUCGAAAGGAAAUGCUUACCCACAGGAACCUUGAACUCAGGGGUUCUUCACUUGGGGUCCAUCACCCUCGGGGGUCCAUAGUUGGACUUUGGAGGGGCUAUGAAACCCCAAAACUGUCAGAGUUUAGUGUUUGUCCUUGUGCGUGUUUUCCAGAGGGUUAAGGCUUUCCUAAGUCUCAGUGGCCUCAGACUCACAAAGGGUUAAAAUAAAACUCAUUAUUUUAAGUAGUGGACCCAUGGGCCCAGAGUUUCUGCAAUGCAGGGUGAAGUGAAUACUGGGCGGCUUGAGUCAGAUUUUUUAAUUAGACAUGAUCUUCCGGGGUGUCCAUCGCUCAGCAGGGAAGGCUGGCCUCCCUCCAGGAAGUGGAGUUCUCAGAAGUUCCAAGCACAACCUGUGUAUAAACUACACCCCACACCCUUGUCCCCACCACCCCAGAGCUGCUGCUGUACACAGGAGGGUCACAGCAUGCAGGAGGGAAGACGUGGGAGCCGGAGACGCCUUUCUGGUGGUGUCUCCUUGACUUGGACUUGACCCUCGCCUGACCUGCCCAGCAGGAGGCUCAGCCAUGCAUGACUGCUCCUAGAUAGCUGCACAGCCACCCCUGCCAACACCUGCUCUGGCCCCGCAAGAAGAGACGAAGCAGCAGCCCCAGACCCCAAGCAGCCAGCUUGGAGCAGGAGCUGCCAUCCUGCGGCCUCGUCCGGCUGGCCACUGGCCCAAGGGAGCCUGCCUGGCGAGGUUGCCCGUCGUGACCCAGGGCCACCUGCUCAGGCCGCUGCUGCUGGGUAACAUCCAUCCCUCUGCAGAAUCCCCAAGGAGCCUGUCACCACUCCCCUCCCUGUCCCCUGCACCCUCCUCCCAAGAUUUUCUUCAGGUUAAAAAUCAAAGUUUAAAAAAAAGAUUUUAAGAUAAAGCAUUUAUGAAGGCUCAAUAAGUUGUACAUACUUUUUAAAUAAAAUGAAAAUGCCUUUCCUGGAA
Oryctolagus cuniculus (rabbit) is the source of this 5518-nucleotide messenger RNA. It is a transcript of the gene CNNM1, whose product is annotated as cyclin and CBS domain divalent metal cation transport mediator 1. Gene Ontology annotation, biological process: transport; magnesium ion homeostasis. The record is from RefSeq and is a predicted model, not a curated record. Gene Ontology annotation, cellular component: plasma membrane. Gene Ontology annotation, molecular function: transmembrane transporter activity. NCBI's taxonomy places the organism in Eukaryota, Metazoa, Chordata, Mammalia, Lagomorpha, Leporidae.